Messenger RNA from Cladophialophora carrionii CBS 160.54, 2085 nucleotides. RefSeq lists its product as uncharacterized. Gene Ontology annotation, cellular component: nucleus. NCBI's taxonomy places the organism in Eukaryota, Fungi, Ascomycota, Eurotiomycetes, Chaetothyriales, Herpotrichiellaceae. Gene Ontology annotation, molecular function: RNA polymerase II transcription regulatory region sequence-specific DNA binding; zinc ion binding; DNA-binding transcription factor activity, RNA polymerase II-specific. Gene Ontology annotation, biological process: cellular response to starvation; regulation of DNA-templated transcription. The transcript is spliced from 2 exons. The record is from RefSeq and is a predicted model, not a curated record. The coding region runs from base 1 to 2085 and encodes 694 amino acids.
AUGGCGGCCUCAGAUGCUGAGGAUGGCCACUCUCGUUCGGCCUCCCCCGAGGACAGUGGAACCGAACAGGUGCAGGAGAACAUGGCAGAAGGUCCGGGCAAGGACACGAAGCAGCAGAACGGAGCCAAGUCGACCAAUCCCAAGGAUCCUUCUCGCCCUCGUAGGAAAAAGGCACGCAGAGCAUGCUUCGCCUGUCAGCGUGCUCAUCUGACUUGUGGCGACGAGAGACCGUGUCAGAGAUGUAUCAAGCGAGGCCUACAGGAUGCUUGCCAGGAUGGAGUCAGGAAAAAGGCAAAAUAUCUGCACGAUGCGCCAAACGAAGCUCUCAUGCCUGGAGUCGGCUCAAACCUAUUCAACCAUUCCGCAAAGUUAUCCUCCUCCGUGAGCGGAGAAACCCCAUCACAUCAGCAGUUCUUCCCACAGCCGCAGAAUUUCACCAACUUUCAGACUCCUUCGCAAAUGCCUCCUCCGCUAAUCGCCGAGCGAAGCAUGAGCGCCAACAGUUUUCCCCAGCAGUCACCUUUGGGCACGAAUUUUCCAAGCGUCGCAUCACAGGUCCCAAUGCAGAGUCCUGUCAUUGGUGCUGACCAGAGUGUUACGAGCAAUUUGGGUGGUACCGGUUGGCCAGGGCCGAUAUUCGACGAACCCGUGAUGAAUUUCGAUCUCGCCAGCAUGAAUUUUGGGAAUCACUAUGGUGCGCUUGAGUUUGGAAUGCUGGGCCAUAUGGCAACCAACGCGGGCGAAACCCCACCGUCCGAUACCGCGACACGGAGCGGUUCGAUAACGCAGCAGUACCGCAUGCCGUUCGGUAGCUUCAGCGAGAGUCCGACGGCCCGACAGCAGAUUUACAACGAGACUAUUUUGCCAGAUUGGUCUAAUGGGCCUGACCCGUACGGUGCGCAUGGUCGGCAUAUGGCGCCGAAUGCAUUUGCCAUAGAGUCUAAUGCCACUCAUUGGACUUCUCCGGACACCAAUGGCACACCGGGCAAUGCCGUCAAAUUCGAGGAUUCACCGCUACUGACCAGUCAAGGGCUACAGGUACCUCCUUCUGCGAUAGAAGGCGGCCCCGUCAAUCAAUCAUCUGGAACAUCAGAACACCGCAAUAUUCGUCAACUCCCUCCAAUUUCCACGCCCCAAUUGAAAGCGAAAUCCCAGCUGCCGGUCAAGGCUUUGAAGCGGCCUAGAGAUCCGUCUUCAAUCUAUACUAUUGUCACCCAGCCAUAUCCCUACACCUCGGGCUUCCACAGUUUCAUUGCCUAUCUCCAGAAGCGAUUCGCCGCACAUCCUUCCAAGACUCUUGCCAUAGCCAAGUCGCUGGCAUCCAUCCGGCCGUCAUUCAUUGCGACCACGAAGACUCUCAACAGGGAGGAUCUGAUAUUCAUGGAAAAGUGCUUUCAGCGGACUUUGUGGGAAUACGAAGGGUUUAUCGAAGGUGUCGGAACGCCCACCAUCGUCGCGAGGCGAACUGGGGAAGUUGCUGCCGUGGGCAAAGAGUUCCAGAUCUUGACCGGGUGGACGAAGAAUGUGCUGCUGGGCCGGGCGCCCAACCUCAACGUCAACAGAGGCCAUUCCGGCCAAACGCCUGCUGCUGGAUCCGGCACCAAUACAGCACGCCAGACCGGGACGAACACUCCGACGCAACGAACAGCGCCGGAAAGUGAAAAUGGCGAGAAACGGCAGCAGCCUGUAUUCCUUGCCGAGCUGCUCGACGACGACUCGGUAGUCCAAUUCUACGAGGAUUUCGCCCGACUUGCGUUCGGAGACAGUCGAGGCAGUGUGAGUGGCAGAGGGAAACUGCUAAAGUACCGCACCAAGGAUGAUGAGAUUACACAGAACCUCAAUGCGGAGGCCGACGCGCGUGACCCGGACGGUCGAAAUGCGGAGCUGCGCCGGCAAGAGAGCGCCAUCUCACGGCGUGACCUGAAGCGCGAACGUGAUGGCAUCUCCGGCGAAAAGGGAAUGCAGAAGCUUGGUUCCGCGGACGGCAAAGUCGAUUGCACGUACUGCUGGACGGUCAAGCGGGACGUGUUUGAUAUACCCAUGCUGAUUGUUAUGAAUGUAAGUCUUCCUGGGAGCGCAGCCUGA